ACGACUGAAUGUAUCAUGGCAAGCCUUAGACAGUAGGCCUUGCGACAGAUUGUGAUAGUCCCAGAGAAAACCGGUCUAGCCUAUCUUUAGAGAUGUGAUAGCAAAAGAUUAGAUGCUUCUUAGCAAACGAGUAGAAGAGAUGAAGCUGAAUUUGUCCAUGAUAUGCUCUGUUUGAUUUAUAGCGUUUGCGCAAAUAGUUGAUGUUGCCAAGUCUCUUUGUUGGGAAUGAUUGCCACAAGCUAUGAACAAAGGAUUAGCAAUGCAAUCUGCAGCAUGAUAAACUCAGAUACAAUGUCUAGCAAUCACUCUGGGUACAAGAUGGCCCAGACUUCCCCAUGGCGUCGUUGAAUUCCGUAAUCAUCUGAAUAUCAUUGUCUUGGAGCGAACAGAAUGGGCAAGUCAAAUAAAGAUGGACAUAUUCGAGAGCCACGGCCUAUUCGCCAUCAACAAGCAAGGCCACUCCCUGGUGGACCACCCAUGUAUCUGCAACCACAGUCCCCUCUCAUGGCCGCGUACAGCUUGAACGGGACAAAUUACUUUCAACAUCCCUGUGGCCAUCACUCCAGGAGCUCUGACGAUCGGUGCGGAAAUCCUGAUGGUAGUCAUCAAGGGUCACGAUCAAAGCAUUCCCCAAAGCUGGAACGUUCAGGAGAGAGGCAUUCUACCUCUCCUGCCUCUAAAGCUUCUAGCUCUAGAAGCGACGCAAGCAUCAGUGCAGAGCUAAGAGUCUCGCUCGCAGCGAGACAUUUAGCGGAUCAGAUCAGCGAGAGCAAGAAGUACUGGGUCAAGUUUCAGAAGAAGUAUGAGGAAGAAGUAGCUGGAAUUAAGUAUUACGUCGGCGAUGAUAUCCUUCAGCUGAUAUGGCAGAAGAGGAUCGAGUAUAAUAGCGAGUACAAGAGUGGGGAGAGCCAAGACGACGAAGAGUUCAGCAUUCAGCGGAUAAAGCUAGAAACGUGUCUAGACCAAGUCAACGAAGCUGCAAAGGCAUUUAUUCGAUCCCGACCACCAAAUGGCCAUUCUGAUCAUGAUCCUCGGCAUCUUGCGCUAGACAAGAUUCAUGACGCCGGGGUCCUCGUUCUCGGCUUGGCUACGAAGUCUGCGUCGAACAGUGCGUCGUGCGUAAAUCUAGUCACAGAAGCAUCUAACCUUGAGAAGCUCGUAGACCCGAAAAGCCCGGAUGCUAAAGUGUUACACCGGUUCGACAAGCGAAAAAGCAAAAGUGCUACGUCUAGGGACGUAAAAGACGAAAAUGAAGGUGUAACCUCGAAUAACCCAACACCUCAAGACGUAAUGGAAUUACUCAACCAGGAAGAAAUGGUCGAUGCGGGGGACAAGAAUGAAGGGGGCUGGAAUUGAUCUAAAAAGGCGGAUCAAUAUGCCCAGAGUGUUGUUGUCGAAAGACAGAGCAAAGCUGUCGUUGUUGUGGUUGAUUGUCGUGAUUUCAUCAAUGUAUCGUUAGUAGUAUCCUUAACUUAGAGGGUAUCAGAUUUGGGGUUGAUAUUAUUCUUGACUCACCUAAAAAGAAAAAGGGUGAAGCAUCGUCCUCAUCAGAGUAAUCAGAAUCGAAUUGUAGGCACCUUGUUCCCCCGAAGGGAAACAAGCUUCCC
Molecule: messenger RNA, 1607 nt
Organism: Annulohypoxylon truncatum
Lineage: Eukaryota; Fungi; Ascomycota; Sordariomycetes; Xylariales; Hypoxylaceae
Exons: 1
Coding region: 391-1356 (321 amino acids)
Source: RefSeq, a predicted model, not a curated record